AUGCCUGCCCUUUUGAGUGAGCUGGAAGACAUCCCGGUGGUCAGCGCCCGCUCAAUCUUUGAGCCCCUCGGCGUCCAGGAGCCGUACCGCUGGAAGGUCUUGUGCUUCCGCCGCAUCGUGGACUGCUUCACGUUUGAUGCUGCCGGGAAGAAGGGCCCAAGCAGCCUCAUCUCGAUUGGCGAUGGGUGGCAAGAGCGAGUGGCAGCGAUGAUGGCAGCCCAGGACGUGGAGCUGGCUUGCGUAAAGUGCCUGAAGUUCUUGGAGCAGCCGGGAGUUGACCAGCUUGCGCAGGAACUUGACUUGUGCUCACAAGUGUUCGAGGGUCUUGCUGGCCAUCCGAGCUGGGUCGAUGCCUGCUACAGUUAUACAGAAGCUUGGGGAUUGCAGCUGGAAGCACGAGCUGCUGACACAUCCGCAUUAGGCGGAUCCUUCGCAGCUGUGCAGGGGACAGUGGAGGUUGUUUCUACUGACACUGCCUGGGCCUCUUCAUGCAUCGUGGUCUCGGUGAGCACGGCUAUUUGA
Symbiodinium pilosum is the source of this 522-nucleotide messenger RNA. Lineage: Eukaryota; Dinophyceae; Suessiales; Symbiodiniaceae. The record is from the annotation of a GenBank genome assembly.